Molecule: messenger RNA, 627 nt
Organism: Chaetura pelagica (chimney swift)
Lineage: Eukaryota; Metazoa; Chordata; Aves; Apodiformes; Apodidae
Gene: GP9
Product: glycoprotein IX (platelet)
Exons: 1
Coding region: 1-627 (208 amino acids)
Source: RefSeq, a predicted model, not a curated record
AUGAACAAGGCAGAAUUCAUCACUGUUGUGGGAUGUGCAGUAUUGUUGCUGCUCCACGUGACUCAAACUGAAGCCUGUCCUCCCUCCUGCAGCUGCAGGUCUCUGGGAGAAGCAGAGGAUCUGCGCGUAGACUGCAGCUCCAGGAAGCUGGUGGAGGUGCCUGCCUUGCCCAUUCACACCAAGAGGCUUUAUCUGCAGAACAACAGCCUCACCUCGGUUCCUCCAGGUGCCCUGGACAGCCUGCACAGCCUUCAGGAAGUGAAAAUGUCUGAUAAUCCCUGGAACUGUGACUGUCACAUUCUGUAUCUAAAACUCUGGUUAGAAGAUGUCUCUGCACCCUCUCUUGCAAACAUCAGAUGCUCAAGCCCAGCUCAUCUCAGGAUGAAACCCCUAGGGCAGCUCACUGGGAACGAGCUGGGGAUGUGUAAGAGGCUUCUCCCAAUCAAGUGUCUUCAGUUCUUUUGGAGAGACCUCAUUUUAAUUGCUGGAGUGAUAAUUACACUUAUUUUAGUAGCUUGGGCUCUGAAAUUCUCAAAAAAGCUGGUCUGCCAAAUGCACCUAAGCCAAUACGACUCUAGGGGGUGGCUGUUCAGGAGACAUCUCUCCAAAAACCACAAGAUACGAUAA